CUUAUACAUGACAUAUAUAUGUCAUGAAUUGUUGUUUUAAGCCCUGGCGCGGCCUGCCUGCUCGCCGAGCUCGCGAAAUGCAGCGACAUCCCCCGACAUUGUGCACGAAGAGCUGCUUUUAGCCCUCGCAAAGCUUGAAUUCCCAUCCUUAUAGCUGACAGUGGACACGGCAUCAAUCACGGCUUGAAACAAUGGCUCCUCGAGGGACCUCGGUCGCGAAAUUGCCGGUUGGCAGACCCUCACAUUUUGCCCCGGGAUACAUUCCAAUGCAAUAUUGGGUAUCUAAAUAACAUAUUGAGUGAGUUACUCUCUGAGCGAGCGACUGUAUACGUGAUACAUACUGCCUGCAAAUACUGUACUUCUUUAGCAACAUCUGCAAAACGCUCAAUUAAGGCAGCAAGCAAUCGCAUAGUGCAAAGGGUGCAACUACUGCGGCAACCGCACCUCAGUUUCCACGCUUGCCGCCAUCGCGAAUCGGUCGAUAUGCAUUCCAAUGGAUGCCUAGUGCAGCGCAGCGCACAGCUCCAGCGCGGUAGCCGGCGCUCGGCGUGUCGUCGGCUGGUUGCGUCAGAACGCGGCGAUGCCCGAAUUCGCGCGAGUUCGGCGGUGCUGCCUCGGCGGCCGCUGCCGAUCCGCGCUUCGGGCAACAACCUGACAACUACACCGUGGUCUGGCCCCCCCGCGCGCGGCCCCGGCGGGAAGCCGGCGGCAGCUGCCUCCCAGCCUAGCAACACGGAUGGCCCAUCUCUGGACAUGAGCCGGGGCCUGGCAGCGCUCAUCGCGGUCAACGCCCUCAUCUUCGCCGGGGCGGCCCUGGCCAAGCUGCCGCCCAUUGCUGGUCUGGCCCUCUACAACGCCAACGGCGCCUGGUGGCAGUUCGCCACCAGCUCCUUCGUGCAUGCCAACGUGGCGCACCUCAGCCGCAACAUGUUCCUGCUGUGGAUCUUCGGAAGUGCACUGCGCCGCGAGGUCACGGGGCCGGGCGUGUGGUUCACCUACGUCGUGUGCGCGCUGGGAGCCAACAUGGCUGCCGUCUACGCCCUGGGCGCCAAAGCCAAAGUCGGUACGGCGCUGCUGGGCGUGGCGGCUUCCGGCGGUGUGGCGGGCGUGGCACUGGCGGCGCUGGCACUCUCCGCCCGCCCCUCGCUCCGCUGGAUCAUGGGCGCUGCACUUGCCGUACAGUUCACUUUUCCUGCGCUGCUGGCGGCGCCCGUGCCGUACAUGCCGGCGGCGGCUGGCGGCGCGGGCGCGGCGGGCGCUGCCGUGCUCACAAAGCUGCUGCCGGGCUGGGUGCUGGCGGGGGCUGGAGAGCAGCUGGCGGGGGUUGCGGGGGCAGGGGCGCUGGGGCUAGGGGCGGCGGGGGGCGGUAGCGGGGUGGGCGGGUUCAUGGCAGCUUUGAAGGCUCCGGCCAUGUCUUGGCUGUGGGGUGCGGCGGCGGGUGCGCUUAUAGUGGUGGUCCUGGCGCGGCUGCCGGUGCCACCCGAGUAGUAAUAAAGUGGACCACGGAGAGGUGGUGGCGGAGGUAGGUUUUCGGGCUUGAAAGGGAAAGACCUUUAUAGUCAUGUCUUCGUUCGCAGGCAAGGAACUGGGCAUCCGUGGGUCUGUCCGGAGUCCCCUAGACAUUGCGCACUGCCAUUGAUUGGGGUUGUCUUGAUACGUUGGAGUUGCCUGUGGAGAGGCUGAUGAACGCAGCGGUGGCACGGCCUGAUCUUUCCGUUGCAUGACAGGGAGAAUGUGUGCACGAGAGGAGGUAUGCAGGGCGUCACUGCGACGGCGCAUGUGCAGGAUUGAUGUAUGCGGUCGACGAUAUGUACCGGUACGAUGUGGUUGGGCAUUUAUGUACAGCUCAUGCGAUGCAGUAAUAAAGCAUUGGAACAAGGCUGUGUGGCCUUGUCGCAUGGAUGCGGUGUAAGGGCUCUCAACUGCAAGACGGUGCCAAGCAAAAUGUUUAUUUUGAGCGCUGCGUGUUUUGGUGCGUGGUGCAGGAGUACCAUUGCACUUAUACCUGACGGCAAAGGCCGCGUUCUGCCUGAUUGUAAUUAUGGUUGUCA
This is a messenger RNA of Chlamydomonas reinhardtii, 2051 nucleotides long. RefSeq lists its product as uncharacterized. The transcript is spliced from 4 exons. Gene Ontology annotation, molecular function: serine-type endopeptidase activity. NCBI's taxonomy places the organism in Eukaryota, Viridiplantae, Chlorophyta, Chlorophyceae, Chlamydomonadales, Chlamydomonadaceae. The record is from RefSeq and is a predicted model, not a curated record. The coding region runs from base 484 to 1488 and encodes 334 amino acids. Gene Ontology annotation, cellular component: membrane.